This is a messenger RNA of Poecile atricapillus (Black-capped chickadee), 5562 nucleotides long. RefSeq names its product integrin subunit alpha 10 (gene ITGA10). Lineage: Eukaryota; Metazoa; Chordata; Aves; Passeriformes; Paridae. Gene Ontology annotation, molecular function: integrin binding. The record is from RefSeq and is a predicted model, not a curated record. Gene Ontology annotation, biological process: cell adhesion mediated by integrin; cell-matrix adhesion; integrin-mediated signaling pathway. Gene Ontology annotation, cellular component: integrin complex; external side of plasma membrane. The transcript has 30 exons. Bases 1363 to 4827 code for a protein of 1154 amino acids.
CUGCUUUUCCUGGUGCCAAAAGGUGGGCAGAGGGGAUACCCAGUCCCUUCCCUGUCUCUUCCCAUUCCCAUCCUGUCUCUCUGGCGUUGCUGCUCUUCCUGUCCCAGCUGAGCCUGGGCCAACUUCCUGCACCCCAGAGGCUGCCCUGAGGAGGUUUGGCGGGGGUGAGGUGCAGCGGAGAGAUUUUGGAGGGGGAUUUGAGUUGUCCAGUGAGAUUUGGGUAUUGAGAGACCACCAGCUUAUUCACCAGCCUUCACAGAAGUAAACGUGAACACCGUUUAUUUCUAUCUUUAGCACACCUUUUAUAGGGUUCUACAGGGUCCGCGGGCAAGGCAAGCUACUAUUGGCUAAUGCACACAAGUUUACAUUUUUUUCCCUUGUACACAAGGAUAUUGUUUUGCUUUACUCUCUCUUCUGCAGGAAGGUUUCAAGGACUUUAGCCGUUAAUAUCACGACUUAUUUCAAAGACUGGUUUGUGCAGACAGGCCUUUACUAAUAUAUAAAAUAUAUCAACAUUUGGGCAUUGGGAAGGAGAAAGAAUCUGGAGCGGUAGGAAGCUCCCCCCGUGCCUCAGUUUCCCCUGUGACCGAGGAGGCCCCUACCUGUGCUGGUGGUGCCCUACCUGGGUGGGGCCAUCUGUGGCCGCAGCUGGAGCUGCACAGUUGCUGUUUGUCUGUUUUUCUCCUCAUUCCUUGUUUUUUUUCCCCUGAAAAUUCCAGCCCGUCCCACAGCCGCUGGCAGCACAAGUUUCCCUCUGUCCUAAAUUGCAGAGUUUGAAAUUUUCCUUUUUUUUUUUUUUUUCCCCCGAAUCCACUCAAGAGCUCAGUCCGGGAGGUGGCAGUGUCAUCAGGAGGACGUGGCAACCCAAAAUCCACCUAAAACCACACAAAAUACGCCCAAGCCCUAACCAAACCCCACCCAGACCCAGUGGUGACCCCCAAGACCCCUUAUUCCAACCCACUCCUGACGGUCCCCACGGGGAAGAUCCAGGUGUCACUGCCACCUCUGUGUGGUUCGGUCCUUGGGGGAGAUACACACUUUUCCCUCCCCAUUUUUCCAGAAAAAAAAGUGGAAAAAUCCCUUUGCAGCACCCCCCAAAUGCCUGGUACCCCCACGAAAUCCUGCACCCACCUCCUCCCUUCUUCCCGCUCCCCUUUUUCCUGUGUUUGUACCACUUUGCCUGUUUUUUUCUCCCAAACUCUUUGCCACCCCCCCUCCCUCCCAAAACCACAUUUAUUUUUAGCAGCCAAUUGAAGAUGAAGGAGGAGGGAAAAUAUACUGAAAAAAGAGCAAAGAAAAAGGGAAAAACCCAGGAUUUUGUCCUGGCUGGAGCCAGAGUCACCUUUGAGCUUCAGCACGGCAAUGUGGGCUGUGGGGAUCCGGGGGGUGCUCUUGGCGCUGUUUCUGCUCCCAGGGCUCUGCGAGGGGUUCAACAUCGACGUGGGGCAUUCGCGGAUCUUCCAGGGACCCCCCGAGUCCCAGUUUGGGUACCGGGUGCUGCAGUGGGGUGGCAAUGGGGACAAGUGGCUGCUGGUGGGGGCCCCGUGGGAUGGGAAUGGUCAAGGUGACAUCUACAAGUGCGGCGUGAGACUCCAAAACUCCUCCUGCGCCAAGGCCAACCUCGGUACAGGGGCUGCAGCUCCGUGGCUCCGCAGCAGCGCCGGACACCUAGGGAUGACACUAGUGGACUCCAAGGAUGGUGGGUUUGUGGCGUGCGCCCCGCUUUGGUCCCAGGAAUGUGGCACCUCUGUGUUCAGCUCUGGCCGCUGUGUCCAUCUCAAUGAGGAGCUCCAGCUCACGGGGACCAUUGCACCCACAGCACAGCGCUGUUCUACCUACAUGGACAUCAUCCUGGUUCUGGACGGCUCCAACAGCAUCUACCCCUGGGAGGAGGUGCAGGCAUUCCUCGGGAACAUCCUGGGACGCUUCUUCAUUGGUCCUGGGCAGACCCAGGUGGGGGUGCUGCAGUACGGGGAGCGGCUGGUGCAGGAGUGGGCGCUGGGGCAGCACCCUACAGCGCAGAGCCUGCUUGAGGCCGCCCGGAACCUGACGCGUCAGGAGGGGAGGGAGACGCGGACGGCCAUGGCCAUCCGGCAGGCAUGCACAGAGUCCUUCAGCCCGGCUCAAGGUGGGCGCCCAGGGGCCACACGGCUGCUGCUGGUGGUGACAGACGGGGAGUCCCACGACGGGGACGAGCUGCCGGCAGCGCUGGAGGAGUGCGACCGGCACAAUGUCACCCGCUAUGCCAUCGCCGUCCUGGGGCACUACCUGCGUCGGCAGCAGGAUCCUGAGGAUUUCAUCCGGGAAAUCAAGUUCAUUGCCAGUGAUCCUGAUGAGAAGUAUUUCUUCAACGUCACAGAUGAGGCUGCCCUCAAUGAUAUCGUGGAUGCUCUGGGAGAUCGGAUCUUCAGCCUGGAAGGCACCCAUGGGGACAACGAGAGUGCCUUCGAGCUGGAGAUGUCCCAGAUCGGCUUUUCUAUCCACCACCUUGAGGAUGGGAUCCUCUUUGGAAUGGUUGGAGCCUAUGACUGGGAGGGGGGUGUGCUGGAGGAGAGCCAGCGUGGGCGCAUUGUUCCACCCUGGGAAGCGUUUCAGGAGGAAUUCCCGCUGGAGCUGAAGAAUCACGCAGCGUAUCUGGGGUACUCUGUGUCCUCGCUGCAGCUCCCGGAGGGGCAGCGCUUGUUAGUGGCUGGUGCCCCCCGAUUCCAGCACAAGGGCAAAGUUCUCCUCUUCCAGCUGGACCCCAUGGGGACCGUGACGGUGGCCCAGGCAUUAAUGGGGGAGCAGAUCGGCUCCUACUUCGGCAGCGAGGUCUUGGCCCUGGACCUGGAGGGAGACGGGGACAGUGACCUGCUGCUGGUGGGCGCGCCCACCUACCUGGGGGGCCAGAGCAGGGAGACUGGGAGGGUCUAUGUGUACCGUGUGGGGCAGGACCGCCUGAGCCCCGCAGGGUCGCUGCACCCUGAGCCGAGGCAGCAGGAUUCCAGAUUCGGUUCCGCCCUGGGCGUGGUGCCGAACCUGAGCCAGGACGGGCUGGCCGGAGCCGUGGUGGGAGCUCCGCUGGAGGACGAGCACCGCGGCGCUCUCUACGUGUUCCACGUCUCCCCGGACACCCUCCUGCCCCAGUACAAGCAGCGCAUCGAGGCGGCGGCGCUGGGGUGGAGCCUCCGGUAUUUCGGGAUCAGCGUGGAUGGACGGGUGGACAUGGACGGGGACGGGCUGGUGGACGUGGCCGUGGGGGCACAGGGUGCGGCUGUAGUGCUCCGGUCCCGCUGGAUUAUCCAGGUGUUCGCACGGAUGUCUGUGGAGCCAGCAGCUGUCAGUGUCACACAACGGAACUGCCAGCGCAGUGGCUCCAGUGCCGUCUGCCUCCGGGCCCGGAUCUGCUUCCAUGCCGAGACACGCACACGGAACCCCGUGGACAUGGAUAUCGAUCUCCGGUACAAUGUAUCCCUGGAGGAGCAGAUCCCGGGAUCCCGUGCCGCCUUUGACUCUGGUGCCCGCCGACUGCUCCAGCGCCGAAUUGAGUUCCCAUUGGGAAGGCAGAGCUGCAUCCGCAUCCCCUUCCACGUCCUGGACACCUCAGAUUACCUGAGGCCCCUCAGCCUCAGCCUCACCUGGGCCCUGGAUGUAGCUGCAACGUCGGUGCUGGACGAGGCAUCUCCCACCACCAUCCGCAAACUGAUCCCGUUUUUCAAGGAUUGUGGGGACGACGACGAGUGUGUCACCGACCUGGUGCUCAAGGCCACCACAGACAUUGUGGGCUCCAGGCAGAGCCCCCACAUCCUGCGGAAGGGCCGGAGGCGGAUGCUGGUGGAGGUGGAGCUGGAGAACCGUGAGGAGAAUGCCUACAAUGUCAGCCUGUGGUUGCACCUGCCUGGAAACCUCCACUUCUCCAGCCUCGUGCUCCAGGAUCCCAGCACGGUGAAGUUGGAGUGCUCAGCACUGGGGAGGCACCACCGGCGCUGCAGUGUCGGGUACCCUGUCUUCCACUCGCAGGCCAAGGUGUCCUUCACCCUGGAGCUGGAGUUCAGCUGCUCCGUCCUUCUGGACCGUGCCGAAGUCACUCUCCAGGCCACCAGUGACAGCACUGAGGUGACACCACAGGACAACGUGGUCAAGCUUUCUGUCCCCAUCCGCUAUGAGCCCAACCUGUUCCUGUCCAGUAAUAUCAACCUGCAUCGCUAUGAAGUUCAUCCCCUUGGCACCUUCAGCCGCAGCUCUGGCCCUGAGUUUACCACCACAGUCAAGGUGCAGAAUUUGGGGUGCUACCCCAUCCAGAAUGUCACCUUGCACAUGGCCCUGCCAGCACUGGGCCACCAUCAGGCCACCAUCUUGUCUGUCACCCAUGUCUUCACUGAAAAUGCCACCUGCAUGCUGCAACUCCCCGAUGAGAGGACACAGGUGGUCCCGGUGCCCCCUGAGGAUCUGCUGCACACGGACAGGCUGGACUGUUCCAACACCUGGUGCCAGGAGCUGAGCUGCCACUUGGAGAGGCUGGAGCGUGGUGGGGGAGUCUCCAUCCAGCUCCUGCGGACCCUCCACGACAGCUUCUUCAGUGGAGUGAAAUUCCGGAGUGUGAGGAUAGUCAGCGGUGUCUGGCUGGGGGUCACAGGGGGCAUGUUGGUGCUGGAGGAGGGGGUGCAGCGCAGGGAGCUGGUGCUGGAAGUGCUCCAGGGAAGGCGGGUGCCCGUGUCUCUGUGGAUCCUGGGAGGCAGUGCCCUGGGGGGACUCCUGCUCCUGGCACUACUCAGCCUUGGCCUCUGGAGGCUGGGAUUCUUCUCCCACCGGAAGCCCUCCCGAGAGGAGGAGGAUGAGGAGCACUGAGAUGGCAGCUCUGGCGGGAGGAUGUCCCAGAACCUCCCUCCCGGGGACACAUUCCAGGGCCAUCCCUGGAAUGGGGGACUCCUGGGCUGGUGGAGGGAUGAGCAAGCAUUCGUGAGGGUGGAGCCGGAGGAUCUGGGGGAACAUCUAGAAGCAGGAAAAGUGGCAAUGAGCUGGAAUGGAGCAGCUCCAGAAAUAAAGCUCUGGCCUGCGGUUCUGCCGUGUCCUGCAUCCCUGUGCACGCAGAUGACGUGAGAGCAGGAAAGUGGCUUGAUUCAGGGAAAAGCCUCUGGACCGAUCCCAAGUGCAACACAGAGAGGGAUGGGGGAAAUCUAAACCCCAGCCCCCACUGGCUCCAGACUUAAAUCCAGGACCACAGAGAAGGAAUUCCUGAUUUCCAGCACGAUGCGGAAGAGGGAAGAGGUGGAAGCAGAAAGUGAGUCGGUGUGACCCCCUCAGAAAUCCCUAUUAGGGAAGCUGGACAGGCUGGGUAACAGGAAAGCGCUGGGAUAAACCCAGGACACUGCUGGAUUUUACUGAUCUCUGUGGCUCCACAGUCCUAGCUCCUGCCCCAGGACUGGGGUGUCCCUGUGUCUAGAACGGCUUCCAGCAGAGCAGGGAGGGAGGACAGGGACAAUGUGUCCCAACAGAGUAAGAGGUGCUUGGAUAUCCUCCCUAGGAGACAAAUACUGCAAAUCAGGGUUUUCCUUCCCCAAAAGCUUUUUCCAAGCUCAUUUC